AUGAUGUCGGACAUGCUGCGUAGGAUACGGAUGCUCUUGAAGGAGCAUUGGAACACGUUCUCGUACUCGCUGUCGGGGCUGAUCCUACUCGUCCUAAGUCAGUCUCACCUCGACGGCGAGCAUCCCAAGGUAUCCACAGCAGCAGGCAUUGCUCUCGGCAUGGCAACGAUGUGGGUGACGACUCCCAUCCCCGUGGGCGUCACAGCGAUGCUUCCUCUGGUGCUGUACCCGAUCCUUGGCAUCCUGGACGGCAAGAGCGUCGCCAAGUGCUACUUCAGCGACACCCACUUCGUCUUUGUUGGCUCAUUUUUCCUCGCCAUCGCCGUCGAGCGAGUGAACCUUCAUCGAAGAAUCGCUUUGAAUCUCCUCCUCCUCCUCGGGGUGAAGCCCAGAAACCUCCUGUUUGGCUUCAGCUUCGCCACCUUCCUCCUCUCCACUUGUCUCUCUAACACGGCCACCGCGAUAAUGGUGAUCCCCCUUGCAAUGGCGGUUGUCGACCAGCUGGAGAGGCCGAGGGAGGAGCAGUCGUGCGACCAGGAGGUCCGUGGGGCCUCCAGCGAGCAGAAGGAGCAGCUCAGCCCUCGUGCCCCAAGUUUGAUCCCCGGCGAGUCAGGUUCGGAAGAGCUCGUGUACGAGGUGAGGGAGUCGUUGGGGGAUCGGAGUGACUCCUACCUGGGCCCCAGUUCGCUGCCUGUCAGCAGUGACGAGUUACCGCACUCGAGCGACCAGCUGCUGGGCAGUGCCGCCAGUGAGAGUGACCACUUCAGGCUGCUGCAUGGGCGGGGGGACCAGUCAGCCCACAGAGACGAGGAGGAUGAAAUCAAGCAGGGCCCUCUGGCUGUCAGGCUCCGGCGAACUCUGGCGCUGGGAGUGGCGUACAGCGCCAACAUUGGAGGAGUAGCGACUCUGAUCGGGACUCCUCCUAACCUGGUCUAUGCCGGGCAGUUCCCCAUCUUGUUCCCGCGAGGCCCCCCGGUCUCCUUCUCAAACUGGUUCUACUUCUCCGCCCCCUACAGCCUGCUCAUGUUCCUCAUCUGCUUCGCCAUCCUGAGCUUGAGCCUCAGCAAGGAGCCUCGCCCUGAAGGGGAAAGCGCGCAAGAGAAGGAGGCGAUGAGCCUGGAGACGGAGGUGCUGACUAAGGAGAAGAACUCCCUGGGGAAGAUCAGAAGGGAGGAGAUCAUCGUGAUAUCACACGGUGUCGUCCUCGUCGUGCUGUGGUUCACCAGGACUCCUGGGAUCCUCAGCGUCGGAUGGUCCCAGCUCUUUUCCAACCCGACCUACAUCACGGACGGGACGGCUGCGAUGCUCAUUUCCCUCUCCCUGUUCCUCUUCCCCAAGGACGUCGAGAGGAGAAGGCAGUCCGAGGAGGAGGAGGAUUCGAUUCAAGAUAGCCAAGACCCUCUCUAUCCCCCCAACUGCCCCUCCUCUCCCACUUCCACUCCCUUCCCCUCCGCCCCUCCUUCCUCCUCUCCUCCUCGUCGAAUCCUAGAUGCUGAGGCGAUCAAAGAAAUCCCAUGGAGUGUCGUGAUUUUGCUCGGGGGAGGAUUCGCCUUGGCGGAGGGGUCAAAGGCCUCCGGCCUUUCAUCCUGGAUGGCGAAGUCACUGAUGUCGCUGAGUGAGCUGGAGCCUCAAGUCGUCCUGCUCAUGACGAUCCUCCUCGCCUCCCUCAUGACCGAGUGCAACUCCAACGUGGCUGCCACGGCGAUGCUCCUGCCCAUCGUUGCCGAGCUCUCGGUGGGACUCAAGGUCUCCCCGAUGGCCCACAUGAUGUGCGCCACCUUCGCCUGCUCCUUCGCCUUCAUGCUCCCCAUCUCCACGCCCCCCAACGCCAUCGCCUUCGCUACCAAUGCUGUCUCAGCCCGGGACAUGCUCAAGGUUGGCUUCUUCCUCAACUCCAUCGCCUGCGUCGCCCUCACCGUGUACACCAUGUGGUUCUUCAAGCCCGUCUACGGUCACGAUCCCUUCCAGCUCCCCUGGUGGGCUGUUGAUGUCGAGGAUGACGAUAGACGAGCGGCGAUGAGCCUGUGA
This is a messenger RNA of Guillardia theta CCMP2712, 2028 nucleotides long. RefSeq lists its product as hypothetical. NCBI's taxonomy places the organism in Eukaryota, Cryptophyceae, Pyrenomonadales, Geminigeraceae. Gene Ontology annotation, biological process: monoatomic anion transmembrane transport. Gene Ontology annotation, cellular component: membrane. The transcript has 11 exons. Gene Ontology annotation, molecular function: transmembrane transporter activity. The coding region runs from base 1 to 2028 and encodes 675 amino acids. The record is from RefSeq and is a predicted model, not a curated record.